Messenger RNA from Zingiber officinale, 2873 nucleotides. RefSeq lists its product as uncharacterized. NCBI's taxonomy places the organism in Eukaryota, Viridiplantae, Streptophyta, Magnoliopsida, Zingiberales, Zingiberaceae. The coding region runs from base 718 to 2016 and encodes 432 amino acids. Gene Ontology annotation, molecular function: zinc ion binding; nucleic acid binding. The transcript is spliced from 2 exons. The record is from RefSeq and is a predicted model, not a curated record.
GUUUCAGAUUGUCAACCAUACAGGGGAGAUGCUGCCGAAAUUUUUCGGUAAGGACUCCUUUGGGGGCGUGACAAUUUAGUGGUAUCAAAGCUUAGGUUUUACGAAACCUAUUUGUAUGUCUCCGAUGUUGCGAUUUGUUCUUAGUGUGUUGGAUUUUCGAGUUAAUCUGAUACCAAUUUAGUGGUAUCAGAGCCCAGGUUGCGAAGCCUAUUUAUGUGUUUCGGAUUGUGCGAUUUGUUUUUCGUGUUCGGUAUUUUCGAGUUAAUCUGAUACCAAUUUAGUGGUAUUAGAGCAUGGUUCGAGUCAAAUGUUGUGUUUUGUGUUUUGAAAUUUCGAUCUUCUUUCAAUUUAUGAUUUUCGGUAUUCCGACUGUUUUGUUUUCCCUGUGUAAGUGAUGCCUCGAUGUGACCCUCGAGUUGUGGGACCAGGCAGCGGCAGAUAUCUCCGAGCUAUAGGAUGUAAGUGGUCUACUGCUAAAUCAUUUUCCUUGCCUACUUAUUAUUAACAGGAAUGGCACGAAAAGGGUCGACUGCUAUGCAUCACUGUGGACAAGGUCGACCACGAAAACAACCCACGGUAUCGAUGGGCCCCGAACCUGCUGGCCAAGAGACGGAGUUUACAUGAAACCCGAAUGAGGUUGAUUCAGGUAGCAGUGAUCGGAAUCCUCCAACCUCUACUAGGGAGCAUGAGUUACGGACGCCGGGAGUACCACCUUCUAUGCCUGCUCCAGACACUACUGGUUGGGUGAUGGAUAGAGCCCGAAUACCCUUGUUGGCGAAGUCUAUGAAAGAUCGAACUACUCUGUUCCAUGGGGGUGCUGACCCUUGGGCGGCUCGUAGCUGGUUGAAGAACUUGGAGGGCACAUUUUGGUACAUGAAGUGUACAGAUGAAGAGAAGGUGGAGUUGGCUGCAUAUCAUCUUCGGGAUCAAGCCGUCACUUGGUGGGACAUGCAGAAGUCGAUCUUUGGGGAACAACGUAUCACGUGGCAGAUGUACCGGGAGGCAUUUGAGAGACAGUAUUUUCCGGUUACAUUUUGUCUAGCCCGUCGUCAGGAGUUUCUGAACCUCAAGCAAGGUGACCGUUCUGUGAUGGAGUAUAAUGCAGAAUUCAGUAGACUGGCUGAGUUUUGUCCUCAUCUGGUGGCUCAGGAUUAUGAUCGGAUGCAUCAGUUUACUCAAGGACUUGCGGCUUACAUACGACUCAAGAUGUCCGGAUUUCCCGGUAGUUCUUAUCGAGAGGUUUUAGAUCGGGUGUUAUUCAUUGAGAUGACUCAGCAACAGGUGAAUCUGGAAAAAAGUAAUAAUAAACAAGUGACGCAGAAGAAGGAGAAAAGAGGACAGAGCUCACAGAUUACUUCAGGAGGGUCCUCUCCACCUCGGAAGACAAGGCGAACCUCGGAUGGGGGUUCUCGUUCUUCUCAACGAGAUCGGAAGAACGACUUUGGAGGGAUCAUGUGUUUUCAAUGCGGCUCCAAGAGUCAUACCAGGAAUGAUUGCCCGUUGGAUCACGCUAUAUGCUUCUAUUAUAAGCUUCUAGGGCAUGAGAGUCGAAAUUGCACUCUGAAGGCUCAAUUAGAGAUGACUAAAGAGGCCACUCAGGGAGGGCGACCCACCCAGCCACGACAGCAGAAAGGACCUCAGAGGACUCAGAACGCUUCAUAUCAGUCGCAACUGCCGGGGCCCCAGGGAAAAGUGUACCAUAUCCAGAGUCAGGAGUAUCCGGUGAUGCCAGCGACCACGCAGUACUCUACUGCGGCGUCCCCUUACCAGACAUAUCCGGUACAGCAAGACCCUGCACUUCCAUCUCAGCCUUAUUCGACGUUUCAGCCGCAGACUCAGCCUCAGUACCCGCAGCAGCAGCAGGAUGACGCUCCUCCGAAUCCACGUCAGCCUACUUUAAGGAUGCCACCAUCGAGUGCAGAGGUGGGACGGGGUUAUGCCGUCACACGGGAGGAGGCACAGCGGGCCGAGGGAUUGGACUUCCAAGGUAUUAGCCACUUUAUACCUUUAGUAUAGAUCUAUUGAUAGAUACUGGUAGUUCUCAUUCGUUCAUCUCUCGGGUAUAAAAUAUGUCAUUUGUUGUUCAACGUACUUAGGUCGUAAAUUUGGGGACCAAAUUUUUAUUAGUGGGGGAGAAUGUAAAAUACAGCAAAAAAUGAUAAUUAAAAAAAUAAGGUUUAAUAGACAAAUAACCUUAUUAGGAUUUUUAGGAAUUUUCAGAAAUUUUCUGGGAUUUAAUCUGAGCCUGUAGGACGUAUUUUGAUGGGAUAAAAAUUUUGGCUUUGGAAAAGGUCUGUUUGGAAUACCUAUUUAAUAGAGAGUUGAUUUGAUUAAUAGGUCUAGGUUUUCUAUUAAAGCCUAAGUUUCAUACUCUUCCCUAAUCCCUUGCGCCGAAAUUCCUCUCCCUUCCCCGUGCCCUAAGCCCGACGCCACUCCUCUCCUCUACCGAGCCAUUGCCACUGGUCUCCUUUCUUCCUUGCGCGGGAGCAGCCCAGCAGCCGGUGAUUUCUCUCCUCCCUCCCUCUCACACUCGCACGCGCCGGUGGUGCUGUGCACCGUGCCAUCGCCGCCUCCCCGUCGGCCGACAACAGCCCCCACCGCCGGCCUCUUUUCUCUCCCGAGCCACAGCCGAGCCUCUUCCUCUCCUCGCGCGCAAACACCACAGCAGCCAGCAACCCUCCUCACGCGGGCACCAGCCGCCGAGCCAAGGCAACCGACCCCUCUUCCUCACGUGGAGGACGUUGAUUCGAGUCGAGCACUUUGACGUGGGCUAGUUUAGCACGAUCAACAGAAAAAGGCGGGUACUUCUUACUUUGAUUCUGUAGUUCUUUGAACUUAGUGCAUGAACUAUUUUUGGAUAAGGACUGUUUACC